Molecule: messenger RNA, 2298 nt
Organism: Cynara cardunculus var. scolymus (artichoke)
Lineage: Eukaryota; Viridiplantae; Streptophyta; Magnoliopsida; Asterales; Asteraceae
Product: protein NLP4-like
Exons: 6
Coding region: 1-2298 (765 amino acids)
Molecular function (GO): protein binding; DNA-binding transcription factor activity
Source: RefSeq, a predicted model, not a curated record
AUGCCUCAAACAACCACCAUGUUUGGAUCCAUGAAGGAAAAUGCUCUAGAUUUCAGCAGAAUGGAUCAAAUAUCAUAUGAUUUGUCAUUUUCAAACCCUUGGGAUUCAUCAUCAUCAUACCUUAAUUCCUCAGAAACAUACCUGAGGCGUUUGAACCCUAAUCCUUCUCAUAGGUAUUUUAAAGAUGAAAUAGAUCGGCUGAUUCAGGCAAUUGAAUAUCUAAAAGAGUCCACAAGAGACAUAGACAUUCUUAUACAACUAUGGCUGCCUGUACCUAGAGGAGGUGAAUGUGUCCUAACCACAKAAGACCAACCAUUCAUCCUCAACUCAGAGAGCAAURGCCUACUGGAUUAUAGACAGAUUUCCAGGAGCCAACACUUUACUACUGAUGAAGAUUCAGAGGCAUUCUUGGGCUUACCUAGCCUUGUUUUCUUGAAGAAGUACCCCAUGUGCACUCCUGCUUUUCAAUUCCUUGGGAAAGAGGAGGACCCCCRUAUAGAUAUUGCUCAGCAGCUGMACCUUGGUGGUUCUCUUCAUCUUCCAGUUUUUGAACUAGGGAGCGGAACUUGCUUGGGUGUCAUUGAGAUCGUGACCACAUCUCAGAAUGUCAGCUAUCAUGAUCCACUCAAUAACAUCYGUAARGCUCUUGAGGCUUUUGAUCUAAGGAGUUCYGAGUUCUUAAUUCAUCCAAAACUAGAGGAUUGCAAUGGAUCCUACCAAGUUGUUUUGGCAGAGAUCAGAGAAGUAUUGAAAUCUGUAUGUGAGACACAUUGUUUUCCCUUGGCUCAAACAUGGAGCCUGUGUACUCAGCAAGGUAGAGGUGGGUGCCAGCAGCAAUCUGCUACUUGCAUCUCUGUCAUAAGUUCUGCCUCCUAUGUGUACAAUCCCCAUGUUUUGGGCUUUCAUGAGGCAUGCGCUGAACGGCACCUGCUUCGAGGCGAAGGUAUUGCUGGUAAAGCACUGGGAACAAACAAACCAUGCUUUGCUACGGACAUCAAGGCUUUUUGUAGGACGGAAUAUCCUCUAGCUGAUCAUGCUAGGAUGUUUGGACUAGGUGGUGCAGUAGCAAUACGCCUCCGUAGCACCUACAUGGGACCGGUUGACUUCAUUCUGGAGUUCUUCCUUCCCCAUGAUUGCAGAAACGAGGAAGAACAAAAGCACAUUUUAAGUUCAAUAUCUUCUGUGAUACAACAUGUUUCUAGGAGUUUACGUGUGAUAAAUGAUGAGGAAUUAGCAGGAGAAGAUUCAUCGUCAGUAAAAGAAACAGCUACUCAAGAUGCAUCUUCUUGGAUUUCCCACAUGCUGGAUGCCCAACAGAGGGGUGAAAGUUUCAUUGUUUCCAUGGGGUCUCACAAGGAGGAACCAGAAGAGUUCAAAGUGAUAAAUCAGUGGGAUUAUCACGAAAAGAGCAUCUAUCGUCGGUCCACAUUGCCUGAAUGUGCGAAACAACGUGAGCCAAAUUUGGGACCCAAAGGGAGAAGGCGGUCAUCAGGCACCAGAAGAUCGGAAGAAAAGAGGCGGGUAAAGGCAGAGAGGAACAUAAGUUUCCCAGUUCUCCAGCAAUACUUUCCUGGGAGCCUCAAAGAUGCUGCCAAGAGCAUUGGGGUUUGCCCUACAACUUUGAAGAGGAUAUGCAGGGAACAUGGAAUCACGAGAUGGCCUUCUCGAAAGAUAAAGAAAGUAGGGCACUCUCUGAAGAAACUCCAACUCAUCAUCGAUUCAGUCCAAGGAGCCGAGGGUACUAUUCAACUUGAAUCAUUCUAUACGAACUUCCCAGAACUAAGCUCUCCAGUUUCACCUAGUCCUAAGCCAACUAAUGACUGUGUCAACCUUUUCAAAUCUCAAAAGACAUCAUCCUGUUCCUCAUCCUGUGCCAGCCACAAUUCUGGUUCAAGCCCUUUAAGGACUCAAAGAGAUACACAUGUAGACUAUCAUCAUUCUAAUGAGGUUUUAGUGCCUCUACUGAAGAGAAGCAAUCCCAUAUCACGAGAUGAAGGUGGUUUCCGAGUAAAAGCUAUUUACGGUGAAGAGAAAAUCCGAUUGAGUAUGUCCCAACAUUGGGAUUUGGGAGAUUUGCAGAGAGAGAUAAUGAGGAGCUUUAGCAUAGACGAUAUGGAUAAUAUCACUCUUAAGUACUUGGAUGAUGACUCUGAGUGGGUAUUGUUGACUUGUGAUGCAGAUCUUGAGGAAUGCAUGGACCUAAAUACUUCAUCUAAGAGAUGCACAAUUAAACUCUUCCUUCACCAAUCUUUUCAUCCGGAAUCUGGAAGUUCUUUUACUGGCGAUGGUCCAUCCUAG